This is a messenger RNA of Durusdinium trenchii, 1260 nucleotides long. The record is from the annotation of a GenBank genome assembly. NCBI's taxonomy places the organism in Eukaryota, Dinophyceae, Suessiales, Symbiodiniaceae.
AUGGUCUUCGGGCUUCCAGACCUGGAGAUCAACAAGAGCCACGAACUCCAACAUGUGGAGCUUUUUGCGGGGCAGUGUGCGGAGGGACGAGCUGCAAUCGCCAUGGACUUGGAAAUUGGCGGCCCCACAAUGGAUUUAACUACGAAUGAGGGAUUCCUCGCAGCGCUCUACCACACAUGCCGGCUCAAGCCGGGUUCUGGAUGGCUUGCUGCACCUGUUUGCCACGACAUUGUGGAAGACGUUGAUGACUUCAGGCCUCGGUGGCUGCCACCGCGGGAGGCGGUGGAGAUGGCUGUGGUGUAUCAGGAUGGGCGAGGUGCUCCUGAGAAAAGGGUCAGGUUCAAGUCGCCAAUGGAGACACCGCCUCCUACGUGCUCUCGUUCAACACCAGAUCCGUCGCCAACCCCUUCAUCAGCGCAGAGCUUGGAGAACUUCAAGCAACUGGCUGCGGACAGGGGUAUGUCGGUUGAGGAAUUCAUGGAGGAGAUGAGCGCAAAGUGUCUGGAGGCUCAAGUAGAUGCUCGCAUGCAGCAGCUUGCCACUGAACACCCUGCGCCUCCUACGGAUGAUGAAGAGGAGGAAGUGGAACGCCCAAAGGGCAAAAAGGGCGAGGAUGUUAAGAAGCCAGGGGAGGGUGAUGAAGAGGAAGAUGAAGGUGAUGGAGAAGAUGAGAUGUCAAGUCUUUCAGAAGACGCUUCUGAAUCUGAUGGGCCUGAUGGGAGCGUGGACAGUGAAGAAGAAGAAGAAGUGUCAUCGGAGGAGGAGGAGGGGGAGGAUGGUGAUGAGGGCGAAGAUGAUUCUGAAGAAGAAGAAGAAGCGCAGGAGGAAGCUGCCGUUGAAAAGGACUUCACCAAGCUCCUCGAUGAUGCUGACGAAGAUGAGACCCAAAAGGGAGUCAAGGACAAGAAGAAGAAAGAAGAAGAGAAGCCCAAUGCCGAGAAGCUCAAAGACGCUGUGGUGAAGGGAGAAGAAGAUUUCUCAAAAGCCAACAGUGUUUCCCACAAGGCCAGGGAUCUCUACAAGAAAUACCCAAAAGAGAAGGCCGACCUGCUCAUGAAGAAGUUGAAGGAGAAAGGGAUGUGGCACUAUGACCCUGACUUUGAGGGCGACGAAGAGGAGAUCUUCUACUAUGCCUCCGAAGACAAUGUGAUGAGCGAUGAGUCCAUCUUCAGAGACAUCACUAAGGUGAGCGAGGAAGAGAAGUACGCGAAACACUUCCAGCUUAUUGUCGACAAGAUCGCUUGGUAUGAGAAAGCUGAG